AGCCACCCCUGGGAAACGGUAACAACAGCUGCCAUGCAGAAGUACCCAAACCCGAUGAACCCCAGCGUGGUCGGCGUGGACGUUCUGGACAGACAUGUAGACCCGAGCGGGAAGCUGCACAGCCACCGGCUGCUCAGUACGGAGUGGGGGAUUCCCUCGAUUGUGAAAUCGCUCAUCGGCACAUGCAGAACCAGGACGUACGUUCAGGAGCACUCUGUCGUCGACCCAGUGAAAAAAACAAUGGAGCUUAAAUCCAGUAAUAUUUCAUUUACAAACCUCGUGUCAGUGGAUGAGAGGCUUGUCUACAAACCACACCCGCAUGAACCACACAAAACCGUUUUGACACAAGAAGCAAUAAUAUCUGUGAAAGGUGUCAGUCUUAGUAGUUACCUAGAAGGGUUAAUGGCAAACACCAUCUCUUCCAAUGCUAAUAAAGGCCGUGAAGCAUUGGAAUGGGUAAUUAAUAAACUGAAUGCUGAAAUUGAGGAGUUCGCUGCUUCAGAGAGGAACCAUGAGGAAUUCAAUGGCAGCAGCAGCAUUUGUAGAGAAAUGAUAGUAAAUAUACCUUUAUUACUAAGCAGGUUUAAAUCUAAUGCUUCUCUCCAAACCUAUACUUUUUUUUUUUCUCUAAAGACGUACCUGUGAAUUAGGUAUGUUUCAAAUUACUUUUGGAGAAAAGCUAAAAUUUUACUAAUGAGGCUGAUGUGCAAAGCUUAAAUAAUAUAUUGGUUCUGCUGGACUGGACUUGGUUACCGAUGAAGAAAUAAUUUUCAAGUGUAGUUCCUGUAUUUACACGAACACUAACUUAAGUGUUUUCAAAUAUGGAGGUCUCUUACAGAGCUGAGGCUGCAUAUGUUGGAGGAGACUGGCAUGUUAGGUUGACUUCAGUGGAAUUUUUUUUUUGUGUGUCAUUCAAGGACUACCUCUUUUGGGACCAAGCCCCAAAUUAACAGAAUGGUUUGUUCUAGCAUUGUUCUGUUUGUUGAUUUUUGACAGUUGUGUGAUACAACUUGGUUUAGCAGAAAGUUUAUUACUUGAAACUUGAAGUACAAAAGAAUGUACAAAAUAUUUUUUGAUAAACUUUUUAGCUUUUGUUUGGUUGGUUGAUCUAACAUGGUACUCAAUCU
Messenger RNA from Tinamus guttatus (white-throated tinamou), 1127 nucleotides. NCBI's taxonomy places the organism in Eukaryota, Metazoa, Chordata, Aves, Tinamiformes, Tinamidae. The record is from RefSeq and is a predicted model, not a curated record.